AUGAUGCGAAUUCUCGAAUCACAGGCUCCUGCACGGCAGACCGCCACCGAUACGAUCCAGACGCUGAGUAGUCGUCUCUCAAGUGCCACCUUACUAGAAGAUCGCCGGGCGGCCAUUCUCGGUCUACGAAGUUUUGCGAAAACAUAUCCUGCCUCGGUUGCGUCCGGAGCCCUUCGAGACCUCAUUGCUGCCCUACGCCGAGAUGGAGAAGACUCGGAUACAAUUAAGGUGGUCUUGGAGACCAUCCUGAUGCUGUUUGAACCAGAUGAAAAAUCACCGGAGGCAUCAGACGAAAUUACGUUGUGGUUGGCGGAUGAGUUCACGCAGCGGCAGGACAACAUCACCGCGCUGCUGGACUUGCUCGAAUCCGGUGAAUUCUACCUACGGCUGUAUGGGCUUCAAAUCCUUUCACACAUUUCGACAUUAAGAGCUCAACGAACACAAGAAGCUGUAUUUGCCGCUCCUCUAGGCGUUUCACGGAUCACAGCUGUCUUGGAUGACAAACGCGAAGCAGUGCGGAACGAGGCGUUAGUCCUUCUGGUUGCCCUGACACCAACCUCUACCGAACUGCAGAAGGUAGUCGCUUUCGAAAAUGCGUUUGACAGGAACUUUGCGUUGGUGGAAGGCGAUGGAGGCUUGACGGAGGGCUCUACCAUUGUUCAGGACUGCUUGUCCUUGUUCGCAAAUCUUCUACGCCUGAACACGUCAAAUCAGUCGUAUUUCCGUGAAAUUGGCGGCAUCGUGAAGAUCAGGAAGCUACUUCUCGCCGCUGUGGAGCAAGAGGAUGGCGUAGAUGGAGUAUCAGAAUGGAUGAAGCCUCAACGCGAUAUGAACGUCUGGGGUUUACUUGGAGUAAUCCAGCUUUUUCUCGCAGUAGGAGCUCAAGGUACUAUGGUCAACCAGCAAGCCUUCUGGCAAACGGGGGUUCUCCAGAUUGUGCUAUGUAUAGCGUUCCAUCCAGGGUUCAACUCCAAUGUGCGAGCUAAGUCUCUUCAAACCUGUGGAGAUAUCAUACGUGGGAAUCAAGGCCUCCAAGAACGUUUCGGUGACCUUCCAGUGCAGCUCAAACAGCCAGACAAACCUACGACGAAUGGCCAUCAAUCCCCAGCCCCACAUGAGAAACAAGCUAAAUCAAGGAAAUCAAACUAUCGAGAACAAAAUGUUAUCGAGUCGCUUCUCGAGCUGGCUUUGGAGCCAGCACCACUUGCUUUAUUUGACGUUCGGCUUGCUGCUUUAUCUUGUAUGCAAGCAUUCGUGGAGGGCCAUGCAGGGAUUCGAGCUCAUGUCCUUCGAAGAGCUAUUGAGGGACACAAAAGUGGUGACGAUGCCAUUCCGAAUAUGCUUACCGUCCUUCUGGAAUCGCCUUCAACCCGCAGCAAUGCAGACCCCUACCAGCAAUGGAUGGCUGCUGUGAUUUUGCUGCAUUUAGUCUACGAUAACGCCGACACCAAGGAACUCGCUUUGAAGGUGACGGAAGGCGACGCAGACAACGGAGAGGAGGUUGUGACGUUCAUUCAAAGCAUAACCAGUAAUGUGAUUGCUGGUGUUCAGCAUGUUGAGGAUGAGCGGGCCCUGCUUGGGUAUCUCAUGCUCCUCUCUGUGUGGCUUUUUGAAGACCCAGAAGCUGUCAACGACCUUCUUGGUGAGGGAAGCAACGUUCAGGGCCUAGUUGCUGCAGUCAAGAUUGCAAACAUCUCGAUGCCGCUGGUAGCAGGUCUCGCUGCAUUUUUACUUGGCAUCAUUUAUGAGUUUUCAACGAAAGAUUCUCCUGUCUCCCGAACCACACUUCAUUCAAUUUUGACGACUAAUAUGGGCCGCGAAACCUACGUUGACCGACUGACUAAGUUGCGGGAAAAUCCCUUCGUUCGGGAUUAUGAGGUUCUGCUGCAGGGAGGCGGUGGAGGUCUUCCCGAGGUCUUUUUUGACAAAACAUUUAUCGACUUUCUGAAGGACAACUUCAGUAGGUUUCUUCGUGCCAUUGAUCGCGACCCAAAGUUCGAAGUGUCCAUUGUGAGCAACGGAGUGCAAAAAGGCGUAUCUCGGGACUUGGUUGACAAUCUUCGGGCGCAAGUGGAGGAGCAAAGGCAAUCCUUGGAAGCAUCGAGCACAGAAUUGCUUCAAAUCAAGAGGAGACUCGAACAAGAAGAGUUGGACCACCGCCGGACCCGAGAAUCCACGACGGUAGAACUUUCUCGCAUCAAGCAAAUCAAUCAGAGUCUUCAUGAAAACCACGAGGAUGAAAUCACCAGGUUGCAGCAAGGAUUCGGGAGGGAUAGGGAUUCACUGCUUAAAAGUCACGAGGAUGAACUCCACCGGCGUCGGAACGAGCAUCUCAGCACGUUCGAAAACGCUAAGAAGCAGCACAAUGCUGAAAUUCAACAGCUCGAGCAGCGUCUCAAACUCCUCGAGCAAGAGGCGGCGCGAGAUCGAGCAGCCUUAAUACAGCAGCAUAAACAAGAGCUUGAAGAAGUGGAGCACAAGUCUUCAAAUGCCCGCAAGAGGGAAGCUGAUGAAAUUGCGGAUCUCAAACGCACGAUCCUUGGACUGGAGACGAACCUGAAAAAGGCAGAAAGAGAUCAUAUUCAAGACCUUGAGACCGCGCACGAAGAUUACAAAGGCAAGAUAGAUGCUCUAGAAGCACGACUGAAACGAGCAGAGAGUCGUGCGGGCGAUGCAGAAAGUGAAGCCAAGCGCUUGCAAGAAUAUCUCGAGAAGGAGAAGUCGGGACGAAAAGACGUACAGACCGAGCUUGAAGAUCUCCUGGUCGUUUUCGGAGACCUAGAGGCGAAAAGGUCUACCGACAAAUCGCGAUUGAAGGAGCUUGGUGAAGAGGUGUCCGAAGACGACGGAGAUGGAGAUGAAGGGGAUGAGGAUGCAGAAGAAGAUGACGAGGAUGACGAGGAUGUUGACUAA
Messenger RNA from Exophiala aquamarina CBS 119918, 2913 nucleotides. RefSeq lists its product as uncharacterized. The transcript has a single exon. Gene Ontology annotation, cellular component: cytoplasm; ER to Golgi transport vesicle membrane; endoplasmic reticulum. The coding region runs from base 1 to 2913 and encodes 970 amino acids. The record is from RefSeq and is a predicted model, not a curated record. Lineage: Eukaryota; Fungi; Ascomycota; Eurotiomycetes; Chaetothyriales; Herpotrichiellaceae. Gene Ontology annotation, biological process: transcytosis; vesicle fusion with Golgi apparatus; intracellular protein transport.